CUUGACGCAUGUGCGGAGCAGGACCUCCGGAGAGAAAGCGGAGAGUGAGGCUUGGUCGCCCUGUUAUUUCCCUGAUCCGUUUUCUGUACCAUUUUUAUAUUUUUUUUUUGAGGAGGCGGGGGGCAGUUGUUUCAGGAGAAACUCUGCCGCUCGCUUCGUGUAGAGCGAUAUAACUUUGCGCUGAGAGACAUUAAAAAAAAAAAAAGAAAUGGAGAUAGAGAAGGAAGUGAAGAAGAUGACCCUGGGCCACGAGUUUGGCGCCGGAGCAGCCUGUUUGAAAUGCAAGGACAAGUGCGAAGGCUUUGAGCUGCAUUUCUGGAGAAAAAUCUGCCGAAACUGCAAAUGUGGCCUCACGGAGCACGAUGUGUCUAUGAACUCGGAGGAGAACAAGAAGGUAGGCAAGUUGUUGGAGGACACCAAAUACACCGGCCUCAUCGCCAAGCUGAAGACCGACGGCCUCCCCAGCUACCAGGGCAACAUGAUGACCAUCACUCUGCCCACGCCUGCCACCGCUUACAUUUUACCACCAAGUGCCUCUUCCACAAUCGUGCCCCCCUCUGCCGCAGCCGGUUCUGUACAGCCUGCCGGGGCCUCUGCAGCAGCCAGCAGUGCUCAGGCCCGGGCCCAGUCUCAGCCCGCACCAGCGAGUGUCCCACCAGUCGCCGUCAGCGCCACGCCGGCCAGUGUGAUGCCGGUUCCCCAAGAUGUGCCGAUGAAGUCUGUCACCUAUGAGUGGGCACCGCCAGUGGCCAAUAAGUAUCUGGUAGCUGGAGUUGGUGUUGCUGGUGCUGCAGCUGGAGCUGGCUCUGGGCCAGGAGCUGCAGGCCUUGGCGUUGGGCCCGCGGGUUGGGCUGGAGCUGGAGCUGGAGCUGGAGCUGGAGCUGGAGCUGGAGCUGGAGCUGGAGCUGGAGCUGGAGGUGCUGGACCACUUUCAGGGCCUGGGACUGGAGCAUCAGCUGGCUUUGGGCCACCCGGAGGAGCCAUGGGCACUGCUGCCACUGCUGGAGCCAUGGGCAUCCCUGGAGCUCAGCAAGCUGGACUACCACAGCAGAACUUUUCGUGUCAUCAGUGCCAGCAGCCCAUGCGUCUGGGCGAGCCAGCCGUCUAUGCUGAGCGGGCCGGCUACGAUAAGCUGUGGCACCCAGCAUGCUUUGUGUGUUGUACCUGCGAGGAACUGCUAGUGGACAUGAUCUACUUCUGGAAGAAGGGCAAGCUGUACUGCGGACGCCACUACGGAGACAGUGAGAAGCCACGCUGUGGAGGAUGUGAUGAGCUGAUCUUCAGUAACGAGUACACUCUGGCUGAGGGCCAGAACUGGCAUCUGAAGCACUUCUGCUGUUUCGACUGUGACUGCAUACUUGCCGGAGAGACGUAUGUCAUGGAGAAUGAAAAACCUGUCUGCAAGCCCUGCUACAUGAAGACCUACGCUGUGAAAUGCUCAGCCUGCCAGAAUGCGGUGGAGCCCGAGGCCCAGAGGGUUUCCUACGGUGAGCACCACUGGCACGCUGAGCCACAGUGCUUCAAGUGCUCCGGCUGUUCCAAGUGCCUGAUCGGCCAGCGCUUCAUGGUGGCGCAGGGCUUCCUCUUCUGCUCCAUGGAUUGCAAGAAGAAAACCAUGGCUUAGGGGGCCAGAACGGCAGCUCUCCAUCUUCUCCACAACCACUUGUGAAACCAGGUCAGGUUCAGCUGAAACUAGAACCAGACCAGGAAAAACAAACACUGGUGCAGCUGCGCAAGUUCAGAGAUGGAUUGUGGUUGCGUUAACAUCAAGUAGAGUGCCUGAUACCUCUAAUCUAGACAUGUACAAUAAUAAGGAUUCCAUUUGCAUUUAGGUGCUCUUUCCUCUUUGUCCAUGAAAAAACACAGUAUUGACAAAUCUGUCUCAACUAGGAUGACACCUAAACUUCUUCUGUCCAGUUUGUCCUCUGUCUCUGUCCUUGCUGCUUUUCUUGCACUAUAUUUUCAUACUGAUGAGAUUCAUUUUGUAUUGGUCAGAGGUGGCAACCCAGGUUUUUUUGUUAUUAUUUUUUUUUAUUUUAAAUGUUAAACCUGUGUCUGUUUAAUGGAACUAGCGCUGUUCUACUCCUAAACAACCUGUUGUCGAUUUAAUGUGCCACCUGUUCAACAAACUACUGAUACUCACUCUCCUCUAUGCAGCAGUGUGAUGAGCACUAUUAGCCAGGUUUGGGGUUGGUUUGCUUCCAGUGCACUGUAUUCCGGAUCAGAGUGAAAUCAAACAACAAUAAUAAUAAUCUCAAAACCUUAAAUUCUCAAUCCGGUCGUCAUGCAGCGUAUUUCAAGGGUUUUGACUGAAGAAAUUCAAUUCCUGAAUUUAAGUGAAAGAACUGGAAGUGAACAGCCCCAACUCUGACAGCAGUAUAUCCGGCUCAAAGCAGCAGCCGCCCGCCGUAGUUGUUGCCGUAGCUUUGUCCUGUCGGGUACAGUAGUAUCUUCAUUUUGUCUUAAGGGAACAAACCAAUGUGAAAACCUUCCAGUAUACAUCACCAAUUACAAGUUUUUUUUGAGGUACGCAUGUGCAAACCAUUGCAACAGAAACAACAGCACUGCAAUUACGCGGUGGUCUAUAGACAGGCGUGUGACAGGUGUUUCUAAUAUCGAUCCCUUUGUGUAUGUUAACGUGGGUAAACAAAGUGCACAGAGAUUUGGAUUAUUGCAACAUUGUCAGACUGCAUUAGCUUUUAUCUAAUUUAACUGGUAACACCGUGUCAUGAAGUUCAAUGCACAACAGCAACACCACAAACUGUAUCUUCAGCAGAUUCUAUAGGUGUGAUAGGUUUAACACCGACCUGGUGCAGUCUUCACAACUAUUCAGUUACUGUGUGCUCUUGCACUUAAUUGUACAGGUGUUUCUUUCGUUAUUUAUUCCACACAGUGGUCUCUAGUCUUGGAUCCACAUUUAUUAAAUAACUGAAUAAAAAUCACACGAAAAAUAGACAAUAUAUAUAUAUCAAGUAUAAAUCAAAGGAAAAAAGGUGGACAAACCGGUCGUGGACUGCCGAGAAUUCGUAAUCUCCCUCUGCAGUUACUUAGGAUUUGCCAGAGCAGUUAGGUUUUUAUCCAAGUCUACUUGUGUCACCCACUGGCCCCAUGAUAGAUACAAACACUGUAAAGUUGUCAUAUAGGAGGAAUGGCGGGUUUGCCAUGGCACCCAAAGGCUUGAUGAAUUGAGAAAAGACACUGUAAAUUUUGACACAUAAAACUUCCUUGUCACUUUUGUUAUUUUUGUGCCAUGUACUUUCCUUUUCAUGCAAUAAACUGCACUUUAAACUG
This is a messenger RNA of Xiphias gladius (swordfish), 3291 nucleotides long. It is a transcript of the gene tes, whose product is annotated as testis derived transcript (3 LIM domains). The record is from RefSeq and is a predicted model, not a curated record. Bases 209 to 1624 code for a protein of 471 amino acids. Lineage: Eukaryota; Metazoa; Chordata; Actinopteri; Istiophoriformes; Xiphiidae. The transcript is spliced from 7 exons.